UCGUUGUUAAUCAAGGAAAACAAUAAUGAUUUUUGAAGUUCCUCUUCUGAUUCUUUGAAGAAAAACCACUCAGAUUUCGCCAUCUUUUACUUUCAAAAUGGCAAUUCUCUCUUUCUUCACCAGAGCUUCAAGGGCUUUCAAUGGCUACCCUGCUUCCUCUAAGCUUUUGCUUCUCUGUACUCUCAGUCUCAGUGGUGGAGGUGUUGUAGCUUACUCGGAAUCGCAAGCAGAUGUUAUCAAAACGAGUGUUCAAGUGAAUGAAAAAGACAGCAAGAAAAAGAGAGUGGUGGUUCUCGGGACCGGAUGGGCCGGCAUUAGUUUCCUUAAGGAUCUUGAUGUUUCGGCUUACGAUGUUCAGGUUGUUUCACCCCGGAAUUAUUUCGCGUUCACCCCGUUGUUGCCUAGUGUCACCUGUGGGACUGUUGAAGCACGGAGCAUUGUAGAGCCUGUCCGAAACAUGAUUAAGAAGAGAAAUGGAGAAAUACGGUUUUGGGAAGCCGAAUGUAUGAAGAUUGAUGAUGCAAACAAGAAACUUUUGUGCCGUCAUACCAGUGAAAAUAACUUGGUGGGAAACGACGAAUUCUCGUUGGAUUAUGAUUAUUUAGUUAUAGCUGUGGGAGCACAAGUAAACACAUUUAACACCCCAGGUGUCCUUGAGAACUGCCACUUCCUGAAGGAAGUUGAGGAUGCACAGAAGAUACGCAGGAGUGUUAUCGACUGUUUUGAAAAGGCUGUUCUUCCUGGCUUAACCGAAGAAGAACGAAGGAUAAACCUUCAUUUUGUAAUUGUCGGAGGGGGACCUACUGGUGUGGAGUUUGCAGCAGAGUUGCAUGACUUUGUUAAGGAGGAUUUGGUCAACUUAUAUCCUUCAGUUAAAGAUUUAGUGAAAAUAACAGUGGUUCAAUCAGGGGACCAUAUUCUGAACAUGUUUGAUGAACGAAUAAGUUGUUUUGCUGAGCAGAAAUUUAGCAGAGAUGGUAUUGAUGUUCAAACCGGAUGUCGUGUUAUUAGCCUUUCCGAUAAGGAAAUCACUAUGAAGAUCAAGUCAACAGGAGAGGUUUGUUCUGUACCCCAUGGAUUGGUUGUUUGGUCUACUGGUGUUGAGACUCGACCUGUCGUGAAGGACUUCAUGGCCCAAAUCGGGCAGGCUAAUAGACGCGUUCUAGCAACCGAUGAAUGGUUGAGAGUAAAAGGAAGUGAAAAUGUGUAUGCCCUUGGUGAUUGUGCCACUAUAAAUCAGCGUAAAGUCAUGGAAGAUAUCUCUGCCAUAUUCAAGGCUGCAGACAAAGAUAACUCUGGUUUCUUAACUAUUAAAGAAUUCGAAGACGUUGUAGAUGAUAUCCUUGAACGGUAUCCUCAAGUGAAACACUAUUUGAGGAGCAAGCAAAUGAGGGAUGUAACCGAUCUGUUAAAAGAUCCCGAGGGGAACAAAAGAGAUGAAGUUGACAUCGAAGGGUUUAAGUUAGCCCUUGUUCACGCUGAUACACAAUUGAAAAAUCUGCCUGCAACAGCUCAGGUUGCGGCACAACAAGGUGAAUAUCUUUCUAAAUGCUUCAACCGCAAGUAUCUGAGUGAAGAUAAUCCCGAAGGGCCACGGCGUUUCAGAGGGUCCGGUCGACAUCAAUUCCGUCCAUUUCAAUACAAACACUUUGGGCAAUUUGCUCCUUUAGGAGGGGAGCAAGCAGCUGCUGAGCUUCCUGGGGACUGGGUUUCCAUGGGUCAUAGCACACAGUGGCUCUGGUAUUCUGUUUAUGCAAGCAAACAAGUGAGCUGGCGUACUCGGGUGUUGGUGGUAUCCGAUUGGACUCGAAGAUUCAUUUUCGGAAGAGAUUCAAGCCGCAUUUGAGGCAGCAACAUGAGUGAACCUUGUCAUAAUAAGCUGGGGGGGGGGACUUUUGUCACUCACCAACGUUAGUUAUUCAUUCGUAUGGUGUUUGUGUUUGCAUCGGCAUCGGUUGUAUACGAGUAUUACGAGUCGUGUGGACGUAUGUAGGCUUUUAAUCUUUUCACUGUGCUCUUUCCCUGUUUUGGUGUGUACUGGUCCUUUUUUCCCUAUAAUACCUAUGAAGAAAACAAAUGGGGUUGUGCAAUGAAAACUUAUAUUCGAUA
Hibiscus syriacus is the source of this 2109-nucleotide messenger RNA. RefSeq names its product external alternative NAD(P)H-ubiquinone oxidoreductase B1, mitochondrial-like. The transcript has 10 exons. NCBI's taxonomy places the organism in Eukaryota, Viridiplantae, Streptophyta, Magnoliopsida, Malvales, Malvaceae. Gene Ontology annotation, molecular function: calcium ion binding; NADH dehydrogenase activity. The coding region runs from base 98 to 1846 and encodes 582 amino acids. The record is from RefSeq and is a predicted model, not a curated record.